This is a messenger RNA of Protopterus annectens (West African lungfish), 3384 nucleotides long. RefSeq names its product bromodomain-containing protein 4-like. Gene Ontology annotation, biological process: positive regulation of transcription elongation by RNA polymerase II; chromatin remodeling. Gene Ontology annotation, cellular component: nucleus; chromatin. The transcript is spliced from 9 exons. NCBI's taxonomy places the organism in Eukaryota, Metazoa, Chordata, Ceratodontiformes, Protopteridae. Bases 1 to 1872 code for a protein of 623 amino acids. The record is from RefSeq and is a predicted model, not a curated record.
AUGGAUGAAUAUGAAUUACACCAUCACCACCACCACCAUCAUCAUCACCAUAAUCAGCAGCCGCAACAGCAACAACAGACUCUUCUCUCUCCUCAGACAGUGCCCCAGCCAGUGAAGCAGUCUACUCCUCCACCUCCUCCACCACCUCCACCACCACCUCUUCCUCCUCCUGUUUCUGUCCCUCCUCCAUUUGUUCCAGUCGUGGCUCCUAUUAUGGAUUCUUCUCUUCCAGGGAACAUGUAUGAUGCUGUACCUCAUUUUGCUCAAGCCAUGAUGCACCUACCACACCAAACGGAGCCACAUUUGUCUCAGCAUCCUGAACAGCUAGAACAGCAUACGCCACCUCACUUGAACCAGCAUACAGUUGUAUCUCCGCCAGCUUUGCACAACGCUUUGCCUCAGCAGCCAUCUCGACCAAGUAACAGAGCAGCAGCACUGCCUCCUAAGCCUUCUCGCCCCCCUCCUCAGUCCCCAACUGUAGCCCAUCAGCCUCUAGUCCCUCAACCUCCUAUGUCACAGCCCCCCCAGAUUCUCCUUGAAGAUGAUGAACCUCCAUCUCCACAUCAUGGCAUGUCCUUGAACACUAGCCAUAUGCAGAUGUAUUUGCAGCAGUUUCAAAAGGUGCAGACUCAAACCCCGCUUCUGCCAUCAGUGAAGGUUCAGUCACAACCACAACCACCCCCUCCACCUCAGACUCCUACUGCAGUCCAGCAGCAACAUACCCAGCAACAGCAGCAGCUUCCAUCACAGAGACAAAUGCACAUGCAGUUCCCCCCUCACAUUCACCAGCUUCCAUCUUCACAACAGCAUCAACCUUCUCCACAGCCUCAGCCUUCAAAGCCCCAGCAAGUCAUCCAGCGUCACCCAUCUCCACGACAGCAGAAGGCAGAUCCUUAUAUAUCUGGUCACUUAAGGGAAGCUCCCUCUCCUCUCAUGAUGCAUUCCCCUCAGAUGCCGCAGUUUCAGCCCAUGAUCCAUCAGUCACCACCUCAGCAAAAUAUCCAGCCUAAGAAACAGGAAACCAGGCCUACAUCUGUUGUGCAGUUGCAAUCCACAGUUUGUGUGAAGGAAGAGAAGAUGCACUCACCAGUUAUCAAAAAUGAGCCAUUUAGUCCUUCAGUGCGCCAGGAGCCUGUAAAACAUCCUGAAAAUGUUAGGCCACCAUCACACAUACAACAAAGAUUGGACUUGAAAGCAGUUGAUGGAUCUCGUCCUGUAAUCAGACCAUCAGAGCAGGCAACACCACAGCCUGCAGUUCAGGAAAAAGAGAAGUUGAAACCAGAACCUAAAACUCCUGUAGCUCCCAAAAAGGACUUGAAAAUCAAAAACAUGGGCUCCUGGGCAAGUCUUGUUCAGAAACACACUGCAACUCCAUCCUCUACUGUAAAGUCGUCGAGUGACAGUUUUGAGCAGUUUAAACGUGCAGCUCGAGAAAAAGAAGAACGAGAAAAGGCCUUAAAAGCGCAAGCAGAGCUGGCAGAAAAGGAACGAGUUAGAAGGGAGCAAGAAAGAAGAACUAGAGAAGAGGACGAUGCAUUAGAACAUGUUCGCAGACCACAUGAAGAAGUCCGCCGGCGGCAGGAACAGCAGCAGCAGCAGCAGCAGCGGCAGGAACAGCAAAGACAAGAACAGCAACAGAGGCAGGAACAGCAGCAGCGGCAGGAACCGCCUCCUCCUCCUCCACCUCCUCCUCCUCCUCCUCCUUCACAACCUCAAAGUUCCCAACAGCAGUCCUCUCAAUCCAUGCUAGACCAGAGGGAAUUAGCCCGAAGACGAGAACAAGAACGAAGGCGUAGAGAGGCGAUGACUGCUACUAUUGACAUGAAUUUCCAGAGUGAUUUAAUGGCAAUAUUUGAAGAGAAUCUUUUUUAAGGGCUCUGGCUUUUCAAAUCGUGACUUUUAAAAGUACUCUUGAACUUUCCAGUGAAACUUUAAAUCUAUAGUGUUAAUGCCAGCUUGGGGGGAGGGGCAUCGAUUCCCGGUGCACAGUUUUCCUGCAUGUAUAAUGUCUGUGGAUCUUUGAACUGAUGCCUUGGAUGGUCAGUAAUCUGCCUUACGUUAAAUUUCCACAUGCAUACUUAAAACAUACACUUUAUCUUAUUUGCAGGAAUGAACAGAGAAAACCCAGCCCUAGCAAUGGGGUAGCUGAGCAUUUGCUUUGCUCUUCUGAAUGUUUUACCUUAAAAGGUUUCCCCUAAAAGUCAGUUACUCUUUCUGCCAAAUGUUGCAUUUUAUUGAGGACUUCACAUGCUUCAGAGUUUUGUUUUACAAAACAUCGAAAAAGCUAAUAUAAGGUUGGUGGAAGAAGUUACCUUUGAGUAUAGUAUGUUACCACUACAGCUUUUUUUAUUCCCCUUAAAUUAAAGGAGUCUAACAUGAAGAUGAAGAAAAGAAGAACUAGUCGUCACAAUGGAGAAGUACAGAGAAUUAAGAUUUUAUUCAUUACAAAGCUUGUAUUGUCUGACUUUCCCUCUCUGUCCAUCUGCCUCGCUCUCUCUCUCUAUAUAUAUUAUAUAUAUAUAUUGUAUUAUAUAUGACAAGCAAAGAAAAACAGUUUAGUGUACAAUUAGCUGUGAACUGUAAGUUUUCAGCUUCAAAAAGGGAAUAAUACAUCAGAAGUGUUAAAUUAAAGAAGCAGUUGUGUUUAAAUCUUCUUGAAACUUUGCAGCGCUGUAGCAGUUCUGGGAUCAAAGCUAAUCAGUCAGCCAAAGUCUGCUCCAUUAAGUUAAUUUUCCUUGGGAGGAACUAAGUGCACUGCUUUGUGUUUUAUAUGGCCUUUUGUUUGUCUCUAUGCUGGGGUGGAAACAAACUAAUGUUUCUUUUGAAGAUCAUAGGGUGCUCCCACCCUUUCAGCAGUGUUUGACUGUGGCUGUAUUGUAUAGUGAAUAUAGUUGGCAUAUUUGAGUUUGGGAGUUCAGGGGGAGAGCUAAGUUCUGUGUUGACACUUCAAUUUUACCUUUUGCUCAGUUUUAAUCAUAGCCGUUUUUAUAAUGUAAAACAAACUACCAUUAUUUUUGUUUUUACAUGAACAGUCUGGUUGUGCUAGAAUUUUUUUAUACAGAAGAGAAGCUAUAAAAGAAAGACAUGAUGAAUAUUAUAGGCCCAGUUAUGGAACUCCCUAAUAUGCAGUGUCAGUUAGUAUUCAUUUAUGUCCAAUUCCAGCUGGUGCAUUUUCUAAUGCGCCAGCAUAUUGUAUGCUUGUUUUCAUUCCUUACCCAUACUGUUGCUAUAUUUUUGUUCAUUACUUAAGCAAAACUUUGUGUGCCAUAAAUACCCACUAUACAGUACAAUACUGAUGUCAGUAUUGGCCUUUUUUCUGAUUAAACAAAUGGUUUUACAGAAUAUGGUAAAUAUGCAUUGGUCUGUAUUGAUCAUGGAAUAAAC